Colletotrichum paranaense is the source of this 294-nucleotide messenger RNA. RefSeq lists its product as uncharacterized. The record is from RefSeq and is a predicted model, not a curated record. The transcript has a single exon. Bases 1 to 294 code for a protein of 97 amino acids. NCBI's taxonomy places the organism in Eukaryota, Fungi, Ascomycota, Sordariomycetes, Glomerellales, Glomerellaceae.
AUGUACACCUAUGCUGCCGUGCCCCUUUACCCCUGCCUCUGCUUACCCUACUUUAUUGUCACAGUUUAUCUCACCUCCACAAUCCCUGAUCAGUUGGUGACGGCACAAUGCGACAGACGACGGACCAGGGGUUUAAUUCUCGACUGCAAAAGAAUACCUGAGUCCCUGACUUCUCUCGUUAUCGAAUCCCGUCGCCCCGCUUUUGUUCGCUUUACCAAGGUUCCCUCUUGGACUCGCCGCUCUCGCAGCUCCCUGCAACCUCGGUCCUCGAAUUUGCUCCAUUUCAACUCUUGA